Messenger RNA from Naegleria gruberi, 6012 nucleotides. RefSeq lists its product as uncharacterized. Bases 1 to 6012 code for a protein of 2003 amino acids. Lineage: Eukaryota; Heterolobosea; Eutetramitea; Acrasida; Naegleriidae. Gene Ontology annotation, cellular component: protein-containing complex; plasma membrane. Gene Ontology annotation, biological process: establishment or maintenance of epithelial cell apical/basal polarity; heterophilic cell-cell adhesion. The record is from RefSeq and is a predicted model, not a curated record. The transcript has 2 exons.
AUGACCUUCACAAAUUCUAAAAUUCCAGAAGAGCUUUUAAUUUUGGUGCUGUCAGUCACUUUCGUUCUCUGCUUUGCAAGUGUCAGCGAAGGCAGAGGACCAAAAGCAUGUGCAGAUUUGAGUACAUUACCAGCUGGUUGUACUCAAAAAUCUAGCAAAGAUUAUUCAGGUACUCUAGCAACAUCAACAGGUCCUUUGAUGGGAAUGGCGGCUGACUUGUCUGCAAAUAUUUAUGUCAUCCAAAACGCUUUCAACUCCUUUAAGACAAACAACUUGGCAACUGCUACAUUGAACAAGGGUAUUAUUUCAAAGUACUCAGCUGAUAAGGGUGUUCUUGCUUGGGAAAAGUUGACAUGUGGUUCAGGAAAUACUUUCUUUAGCAAUAUUGUUGCUACUACUUCUCAAGUUAACAUUGGCGGUACUAUUGAAAAUGUAACCAAUCCAUCUGAUUUGUGUAUCUUUAACGCUGUAAGUGGAUCCAAUACGAGAGAAUUGGACGGAAGAAAUCUUUCGUUCUUUGUUUCGUUAGAUUCUUCCUCAGGUAUUGUUCGUUUUGUCAAAUCACUCGAUGUUUACAAUGGCUCCACCAUUCUUUCAAUGACUUCUGAUGCUAGCGACAAUGUUAUCAUUGCACAAAAAGUUAAGAAAUAUGGUAGUGGUGUUAUUUCUAUGGAUGGUAUCACAGUUACUCUUCCAAACAAUGAUGUUAGCAAUGUGGUAAUUUCUGAAUUCUCCAACGUUGAUGGUAAUUUAAGAUGGUCAUCCGUUUUGUGUGAAGAUCCAUCAAGUGAAGAGGCAUGUCAAGUUAUUUCCAUUCAUUCCUCUUAUGGAGUUGAUGAUAAUGUUCUGAUUGUUUUAUCUGUGAAGGGAAGUGUAGUUUUGAAAAAUUUUGGUAAAAUAUCAUCCCAAGUUAAUAUGGCUAAUAUCUUCCUUGUUGGUUUGUCAAAGAAUGGGCAAAAGGUCAGAUUUGCAAAGACGUUGAGUUAUAGUUUAACUAUUGAUAUUACAAAUGUCAAAGCAACUAUUAAUCAAGCUGGAGAAAUGGUUUUAGCACUAGCUUGUUCUGAUAAUUGUAUUAUCAAUCAAGAAAUGGUAAAUCCUGGUAUCUACCUCAUUCAAUUUAACAUGUUUAAACUCUCAAUUGACUAUGUUAAAUUAUUUGUACCAAUAUCUAACCUUGAUACUGUUCAAGUUGCAUCAAUUGCAAUCGAUGCCGCUGGUAAUCCAUAUACCAUUAUCAAAUCUUUGUCCACUCCCCAAAUUACCAUCUAUGACAGUGAUUCUAGAAAGUCAACCUUUGUUUCUCCAAAUGUUCUUCUAGUGAAACAUACAGCAAGUUCUGGAUCAGUUUACUGGGCACAACCUAUUGUCACUUUCUCUACUGUUAGCAAGCUGUUCAUUCCAAAUAUGUUCAGAAGUGAUUCUUAUGUUUAUACUUUCCCAACUAUUCCAGUUGUUUAUCAAGAUAACAAUCAAGUCAACUUGAACACAUUCCAACCAUGUUUGGGCACGGUUUCAAAGCUAUCAACAUCAUAUUUCGUUGGUGGUUCUGGAGGUGAUCAUUCAUUUUCAACAGAUCAGAAAGUCAAAUCUAUUGCUUGUUAUGGUGAAGGAACAGUGAAAGGAAUUGUUUUUAAUUAUUUUGUUGGUGAAGGUUUUAAAGCAGGAACAACAGAGGGAACCACAAAAACCAUUAUCUUUGAUCCAGAUGAGUACAUUACAGAACUAGAGAUGAGUGUUGAUAGAGGAACAUUUAUAACCAACGUUGGUUAUAUCAGAAUCAAGACAGACAGACAACAAUUUACAUUUGGACAAAAGAGGUCGUCAAGUAACUACAAUUACAUUCUGGAUAAUGAUAAGACUGUUAUUGCGUGGUCUAUCAAGUCAGGAACUCAUGUUGAUUCAAUUACAGCAUUUUUAGGAGAUAGAGCCAACGGUUAUCCACUUUAUUGUGAUUGUAAGUCAGGUUUUGAAGGUUCUACGUGUGAAAGAACUCAAUGCUAUGGUCAAGAUGCCACUGCCACAGGAGUUGUUUGUUCAGGAAAGGGCUCAUGUUCAGGUCCAAACAGUUGUGCCUGUAAUCUUGGAUACAGCGGUCAUGCCUGUAUUGAUGUUAAUUAUUGUAACAAUAAUAGCUCAUUGGCAGAUCCAUUGUUGUGUGGCACUGGUACUUGUAAGAGUGAUUUGUGUGACUGUAAACCUGGGUUUUAUGGCGAAAGAUGUCAAUAUUGGGAUUGUUAUGGAAUUCAACAAACAAACACUUCAUAUGCUUGUAGUGCUAAUGGACAAUGCCAAUCUCCAAACAAUUGUCAAUGCUAUGAUUAUACCAAAUAUGGAGGUUUACAAUGCCAACUCCCUAUUUGUAAUUUCUUACUUUCAAAUCAUUCAGAUGUAUGUACUGGACAUGGCAUUUGUACAGCUCCGGAAAAAUGUGCAUGUGAACCAAAUUAUUUGGGUCAAUAUUGUGAAGAAUUCUCUUGUUUUGGAAUUGAAAGAAAUUCCUCAAAUGUCUGUAAUACUCGUGGUAAAUGUAUUGGUAUUAAUCAAUGUAAAUGCACUCUACCAUACUAUGGAAAUGAAUGUCAACUCUAUGAUUGCCAUGGAGUAGUAUAUAAUGAUAAUAAUGUCUGUUCUUCACAUGGUCAAUGUGGUUCACCAAAUAAUUGUACAUGUCAGGCAGGUUAUUUUUCAAAUGAUUGCAGUUUAUAUCAAUGUAGUGGUAAAUUAAUGAACGAUUCGAGUGUCUGUUCUGGAAGAGGUACUUGUCAAUCACCUAAUAAUUGCUCCUGUGUUGAAGGACAUUCUGGUCAAGUGUGUGAAAAUUACUAUUGUUUCAAUGUUUUUAAAGGAAAUUCUUCAGUUUGCUCAGGUAAUGGUAAUUGUAUUUCAUCCAAUAAUUGCCAAUGCAAAUAUAAUUUCAAUGGAACAAAUUGUGAAACAUGUGCCAAUAACUAUUUUGGCAAACGCUGUACUAAUAGCAUCCCCAAUAGAAGAGCACUCAUGACAUCCACCACUUCAGUAGAAAUCGAAAUUGGACUUUGUAGACCAAAAUUACUUUCCACUUUUGCAGAUUCUAAUGGAAACUAUCAAUAUAGAUUCACUAUAAUUUAUAGCAGUAAUCCAACAUUCAUUCCAGGAGAUGUAUUUGAAUUCAAUGUUUUCUGUUUGGAAAGUGAGACACCUGUGUUUGUUCCAAUGGUUUAUGAUGAUUCCCAAUUGGUUUAUACUGAUCCAGUCGUUGAACUUGCAAUCGAUACUGGUGGUAGUGGACAAGAUGAAGCUGCAGUUCACAAAUGCUUCUCGACUACUUUCAAAAUUACAAAAUGGUCUCAAUAUGAGAAGAGAGAAACUUAUAGAUCUAUUAAUUGGACAAUUGUUGGUUCAGAUUCAUACGGUGUGGAAACUACAAGUGCUAAGAAUCAACUGUACCUUACCAUUCCAGCAAUCUUUUCAUCAGAAUUUUCUUCCUUGACUCUUGAAGUUAUGUUCGAAACUUAUUUCGGAAAAAAGAAACUUUUCUCUUUUAAUUUCCCUAUCAGUUCUAAAUCAAUGUUGCCACAUGGAUCAGCAUAUUCAACAAGACUACGAAUCAAGAAUAAUGUGCUCAACUAUGUGAAACCAUCCUCAUUCAUUUCAAAUCCAUGUGCCAGUCAACUUGCAUCGCCUUAUAUUUUGGUUAUGAUUCCAUCUAGUGAUGCCCUUCAAGUUUCUUAUCAAGAUCAACAAUUUGCUCUUAAAAAUUCUCUGUUUAGUGCACCUAGAACAACUUCAGUAAGAUUCUAUCAAACCUCCACUAAUUAUUUCCAAAUUGAUUUCACAUUUACUUAUGAAAUCGCAGCUUUCACUAUGAAUCCUACAGUUUUUAUUGACUCUAGAUCAACCAGUACUGUGUUAUCAUGUACUGAUGCUUCUGAAUACGGAAGUGGAACACACAGAUACGAGCUUCAAUGUUAUAAUUGUCAACCGCCUCAAAACAGAAGCAAGGAAGUGUCAUUCUCUACAGCAUCUUCAUCAAGUACAACCUACGAUUUAUCUAUUUUUGGAUUGGGAAGUAAAACUCUAGAUAUUGGAGUGAGAUGUUUCAGAACUAAUGAAAUAUUGUCAAGUGAUGUAUCAUUCACUAAUUACAAAGUUUCUUUGAUUAAUUCAAAUUCUUUCAAUGAUGAAUGCAAGAUUUUAUCUUUCCGAAUUAAGAAUUUGGUAGGCGUCAAUUUACCAUUCACUAGUUCACAAACUGAAUAUCAAAUUGAAGUAAUUAUGAGCUCAUCUAAUUGUCCUGUCAAAUUGACUGUCUCAAACCAAUCAGAUACAAAAUAUACAAUUUAUGAAGGAACACUAAUCAAUCGUUUGAACACUAUUCCGUUCGUCUAUGUAUCUGGGGCGAUUGAGAAAUCUGGUGGUAGGGUAUUUUCUUUCUCCAGUGUUGGUAACACAUUGAGAUUGGACAGCUCAGUUGAUUCUUCCACUUUACUUAUUAAUUCAGAUCCAGCACCUGCCUAUCCAAGUGGUUGCUCAACCAUUAGAUCAGUUUAUAACCUUCUAGAAACUGUCUCCAUUUCAUGUUCCACUGGUACUGGUGUUUCAUAUUAUGCAAUUUAUCUUGAUGAUUUCUUUUUGACACGCUCAACAAGUUUCCCGCUCACAUUCACUGUACCAAUGGAAGGAACUCUGUAUUUGGCAUCUGUCUCUUCUUCAGGUGGUAUUGACAAGAGAAAGAUAGCUACUGCCGAAUACUCAGCAUCAAUCUUUACUCAAACCAGUAAUAUUAAUACUUUUGUAAAUGGGGUUGGAAUAAUUUCAUCAGUUAUGCCAUUACAAUAUUCUGCUUUCUUUUAUUACUAUCCUCUAAAGAAACCACAAAUGGAUGAAAAACAAAUGGUUUCAUUAUACGAAACUGCAUUGAAUAAGGCUACCUCUUAUGGAAAUAGUUAUGGAUUUGCCAAUGCUGAUUCUCUUAAUUUAUUAUUACAUAGUGUUGCCUGUUUGAGCAACCCAUACCUUAUGAAAUUGAGUACUUUUAGUUCAACUGUCAAAUUCUUAUAUUCCUUCAUGGACAACGCUGUGUCCAAUGUUAAAAAGAAUCCAUCUCUAUGGACAAAGCGUUCCACCAAAUCCCUGGGUAUCAUUCUUACAAAUUUGAAUAUAUUUACCGUACAAGUUGCUGAUAUACCAUUCUCCUCUUACUCUGCUCCAUCGAGUUACAUUCUCUACACAACUGCUCAAAUUACUGGUGAAAUCACUCAGAAAGAAUUAUUCGGUAGCUCCACUCAAAGUUUAUCACCAAUUGUUUAUGCCAAAUCAAUUAGACAAGAAUCCAUUUCUUAUCUUUCAAUUACUGAUUCGAAUAGUAAUAGAUGGAUUACACUUAAUUCUCAAAAUGUUUAUCCAACAUUAUCUCCAAUGUCUAGCAUUCAAGAAGUUAUUGUAAACCAUGCCAUUAUUAAGAAACCAGUUCCGUCUACUUUACAAUCAACUGGGGAUGUAACAAGUGAUUAUCUUUCCCAAUUUUCAAUGACUGGUGCCGAAACUCUUCCAGAUAAGAAUAGAGUUUUUAUUUCAGUUCCACUCUCUUCUAAACCUUCCAAUAGUUUUGGUGGAAAGAGUUUCGAAUGUGUUAUGGUUUAUGAUACAGAUACAUGGACAAGGGAUUAUUCUUGUUCUCUUGUCGACACUUUUGAAGCAUUAGUUCCUGAAAUUAGUUCUGAAAAAAUUUUAAUGGCAAACUGUUCAUGCUUACUGACAUCUGUCAUGAAAUUGAAAACCACCUCCAGAAAUGUUCAACAAACAUCCUCAACAACUUCCAACAAUGCUAUUGGAGUUUACAUUUAUGAUAACGGUGUUGGUGUUGGGUUGGGCAUUUUCUUUGGCUUAAUUGUUCCAUUAUUUUAUAUCACGGCAUUGGUUGUCUGUGUUGUUGGUGCUUUCUUAUUUUGGAAAUUCAAGAUUAAGCCAAAUAGUGGAAAGGCAAACAAUCCAGCAGUUUCUAAGGAAAAUCCUAAUGUCGUUGUUUAA